CCGAGAGCAAACGCUUCCUGUUUUGUUAACUGCAAUACACACGAGUGGACGACGAAAAGCCAAACAUUUAAGCUUAUUUAUCGGGAACAAAGAUUUCCCCAGAACAAGAGUAAAGUUAGACUAAUUCGGAAGUUCCUGAUUUAACUUUAUGUUUAACUACAGUCGAGUCUAUCCUAACGUUGGUUUAAAAGUCAGGUAACUUUUAAACGUUAGAUAAAAUGCCGUCCCGUGUUGAGGAUUACGAGGUGUUGUUCACUAUAGGCACAGGUUCAUAUGGAAAAUGCCAGAAAAUCAGAAGGAAGUCUGAUGGGAAAAUCCUUGUGUGGAAGGAGCUGGACUAUGGCACCAUGGCGGAGGGUGAAAAGCAGAUGCUGGUGUCAGAGGUGAACCUCCUCAGGGAGCUCAAGCACCCAAACAUAGUGAGGUACUACGACCGCAUCAUAGACCGGACUAACGCCACGCUGUAUAUUGUCAUGGAGUACUGCGAGAGUGGGGACCUCUCCAGCCUCAUCACCCGGUGCACCAAGGAAAGGCGUUAUUUGGAGGAGAAGUUCGUCCUGCGAGUCAUGGCGCAGCUCACGUUAGCCCUGAAGGAGUGCCACAGACGCAGCGAUGGCAGGGCAACGGUUCUUCAUCGAGACCUGAAACCAGCCAACAUCUUCCUCGACAUCAGACAGGAUGUGAAGCUCGGAGACUUUGGCCUCGCGAGGAUCCUGAACCACGACACCAGUUUUGCAAAGACAUUUGUCGGGACACCUUACUACAUGUCUCCAGAACAAAUUGACCGGAUGUCAUACAACGAGAAAUCAGAUAUUUGGUCCCUGGGAUGUUUGCUGUAUGAACUCUGUGCAUUGUCCCCUCCGUUUACUGCUUUCAACCAAAAAGAUCUGGCAGAGAAGAUCAGAGAGGGGAAGUUCAGAAGAAUCCCGUACCGAUACUCUAAGGAACUCAACGACUUGUUAUGCGAAAUGCUCAACCUGAAGGACUAUCUGAGGCCCUCUGUGGAGUCUAUUCUCCAGAGCAGCUUGUUGGCUGAUGCUGUUGCUGAGGAGCAGAGGAGGGCACAGGUGCGACUCCGAAGGAGGUCGGCAGACUCCGACUGUCCCUCUAACAAGCCGGCUGAACCGACACCUGCCUCUGCCGCAGAGCUCAGACUCAGGGAACAGGCGCUUCGGGACCGAGAAAAGGCGCUGAAGGAACGUGAGGAGAGGCUGGAGCAAAGAGAGCAGGAGCUUUGUGUUCGUGAGCGACUGUCAAAUGAGAAGCUUACAAGAGCUGAGAGUUUACUGAAGGAUUACAACCGUCUCCAGCAGCUGAGGGGCCGGGCACCAUUCUAUGGCAAAGACAUAGAUGAGGAGAAUCUCUCCCCCGGGAAGAAGAAGGUCCACUUUGCUGGUGAGAGCAAAGAGAACAAGCGGCCUGGUUGUCGUCGAGCCCCGACGUCCCAGGAGCUGAUUUUAAGGAGGCUGCAGGCGGCCAAUGUGCGCGCUCAAACACUGAAUGAAGUGGAGAAGACCUGUCAGUUCAAGAGCAGGCAGAUACUCGGCAUCCGCUGAGCAGACAGACGUCACUGUCUCACUUGUGACUGAUAUGUGAAAGCUUUUGAAGGCGUCAUAACUGAAUGUAAAUUAAGCUUUAUUUAUAUGAUUAUUCGGUAGCUGUGAUGGUAGUGAAGCCAAAUGAUUUGAUCCUUUUGUAUUGUCAUGUGUAUGUUAUUGCAAGCUUUGAAGUGUCAAGAAAUGAUUUUGUUUGUUGGGAUAUGUUCAUUUUAUAGACAACUAUUGUGAUUGUGAAUGUACUGUGUAUUCUUGUUAAAUAUAUGUAAGUUCUUUCACAAAGAGCUUAGAAAUAGACCUAAAAGGGCUGAUUGUUUGAUUACUUUAACAAAAUGUUAAAACGUGUGUUCAGACAAGAGAUAAUAGUAUGAAUGAACAACCUCUGAUCCUGUGAUGCUAAUAAAUAUUUGAACUAUGCCGAAAGAA
Molecule: messenger RNA, 1982 nt
Organism: Cottoperca gobio
Lineage: Eukaryota; Metazoa; Chordata; Actinopteri; Perciformes; Bovichtidae
Gene: nek2
Product: NIMA-related kinase 2
Biological process (GO): protein phosphorylation
Molecular function (GO): ATP binding; protein kinase activity
Source: RefSeq, a predicted model, not a curated record